Molecule: messenger RNA, 1371 nt
Organism: Nerophis lumbriciformis (worm pipefish)
Lineage: Eukaryota; Metazoa; Chordata; Actinopteri; Syngnathiformes; Syngnathidae
Source: RefSeq, a predicted model, not a curated record
AUGAUGUACGAAAGUGUGGACGUAGUGGGACUGAACCCCAGCCCGAACCCUUUUUUGAUGAUGGAUUACUACAACCAGAGCAGAGGGUGUCUGCUCCCGGAGAAAGGACUGGUGCCUGGGGCCCCUCAUCCUUAUAGCUCGUCCGUCAGAAACCAGCACUGGAACGGCUCCAAUCACUCAAUAGAGACGCAGAGUACCAGCUCGGAGGAAAUAGUGCCAAGCCCGCCCUCACCUCCCCCCCCACCCCGCGUCUACAAGCCCUGCUUUGUGUGCCAGGACAAGUCCUCAGGGUACCACUAUGGUGUCAGCGCCUGUGAAGGCUGCAAGGGCUUCUUCCGGAGAAGCAUCCAGAAAAACAUGGUGUACACUUGUCACCGUGAGAAAAACUGCAUCAUUAACAAAGUCACCCGAAAUCGCUGCCAGUACUGUCGGCUUCAGAAGUGCCUGGAAGUCGGAAUGUCCAAGGAGUCUGUGAGAAAUGACCGGAACAAGAAGAAGAAAGAUGAAAAGAAGCAAGAAUGCACAGAGAGCUACGUGCUGAGUCCCGACACGGAACAGAUGAUUGACAGGGUCCGAAAGGCCCACAAGGAAACGUUCCCUUCCCUCUGCCAGCUCGGCAAAUACACUACGAACAACAGCUCAGAGCGACGUGUGUCCUUGGAUGUUGACCUCUGGGACAAGUUCAGCGAGCUUUCCACCAAAUGCAUCAUCAAGACGGUGGAAUUCGCCAAGCAGCUUCCCGGCUUCACGACGCUCACUAUCGCCGACCAGAUCACCCUGCUCAAAGCCGCCUGUCUGGACAUCCUGAUACUGCGGAUCUGUACACGCUACACCCCAGAGCAAGACACCAUGACAUUCUCAGACGGACUCACGCUAAACCGAACCCAGAUGCACAACGCCGGCUUCGGACCGCUCACUGACCUGGUCUUCGCCUUCGCUAACCAGCUGAUCCCGCUGGAGAUGGACGAUGCCGAGACAGGCCUGCUUAGCGCCAUCUGUCUGCUGUGUGGAGAUCGUCAGGAUCUGGAACAAGCAGAGAAGGUGGAUGUCCUUCAGGAACCUCUUCUGGAGGCGCUCAAAAUCUACGUGAGGAAGAGGAGACCUCACAAACCGCACAUGUUCCCUAAGAUGCUGAUGAAGAUUACAGACCUGAGGAGCAUCAGCGCUAAAGGGGCAGAGCGUGUCAUUACCCUGAAAAUGGAAAUCCCGGGCUCUAUGCCUCCCCUCAUCCAGGAGAUGUUGGAGAACUCCGAGGGCUUGGAGAGUGGCGCUGCCUCGGGCGGCCGUCCUUGCGGCACUCCGACGGGCAGCUGCAGCCCCAGUCUGUCCCCGAGCUCCGCCCAAAGCAGUCCAGCCACACAAUCGCCGUAG